AUCUACCCCAUUACCCUCUCCCAAAAAACCUCACUGUACCGAUACGGCUCAGCAUCUAAGCCCUGGAACCAAAACGCUGUCUCGCACAUCGAUUUACUCCUGUCACCAACGAUGCCUGACGCGAGCCUUUCUCCCAGCCUCUCCACCGAAACCGUAGAAAUCACAAGAGAACUUGGUCGCGGCACACCUGGGGAGCAGGUGAUUUCAUCUUCGGAGCGCAAGACACCCGAUCAGCAGGAGCUGGCAAGACGCAAGUCGCAGUACUAUGAGGAGGCCUUUGCAACUCGAGAGCCCACGUCUUCCGCCCGUCAAGUAAUUUCUAACGAGUCUAUGGUUCUAGCAGAUGUCAGGACAAACGUCAUUAUCUCAGAUGAGUACACAUUCAUUACCGACUUAUCUUAUGCACUGUCGACGCGAUACCAACGCUCCGAGAACUCGAUAAUUGUCACAGUGCUCCACUCCGCCUGCUUAUUGUACGGGGGUAAUUUCGACCCAGCCUACACACUCACAAUAAGCGCAAUCCCCUCCCUGUUACAGCCCGUGACCAAUAAGAGAAACGCUAUUCUCCUUCAAAAAGCUAUGGAUGAGGGUUUAGGUGUUCCACCUGAUCGCGGCCUCAUAAAAUUUAUACCAAUAGCUGAAGAGAAUCUGGCAACGGGUGGGAAGACCGUAUUAGGGGCGAUUGAAGAACUCGAGAAAGAGACUGCUUUCAAGAAUUUGGGUCUCAUCAGAACCCUAUCACGUGCGGCUACGAGAAGAACGAGUAUGAAAUCGCCACCCAGAGGCCAGCUUCCAACACACGACGAGAACGUAACACCUUUCAAGAGUAAUGGUAAUAGCCCGUCUCCAUCGGUACUACCAAAUGAAAGCGCAAUCAUCCGCCGGCCUGAAGGGAUUCAAAAAAUGGGACGAAGGAAGAGCUUCAUGCUUGCUGUGUUUGGUGGCAAAUCAAAGGAGGGUUUAUGA
Lachnellula hyalina is the source of this 966-nucleotide messenger RNA. RefSeq lists its product as uncharacterized. Gene Ontology annotation, molecular function: phenylpyruvate tautomerase activity. The transcript is spliced from 2 exons. NCBI's taxonomy places the organism in Eukaryota, Fungi, Ascomycota, Leotiomycetes, Helotiales, Lachnaceae. The annotation marks the transcript as partial. The record is from RefSeq and is a predicted model, not a curated record.